Miniopterus natalensis is the source of this 2961-nucleotide messenger RNA. RefSeq names its product zinc finger protein 575 (gene ZNF575). NCBI's taxonomy places the organism in Eukaryota, Metazoa, Chordata, Mammalia, Chiroptera, Miniopteridae. Gene Ontology annotation, biological process: regulation of transcription by RNA polymerase II. The record is from RefSeq and is a predicted model, not a curated record. Gene Ontology annotation, molecular function: DNA-binding transcription factor activity, RNA polymerase II-specific; RNA polymerase II cis-regulatory region sequence-specific DNA binding.
GACCCAGACGCUUGGGUCUUGGGGAAAUGGAUUAGGGGUAGGACCCUAGGAUCUCCCGGAGUGGGAUCGUUUGGGAUGCUGAUGCGUAGGUUCCAGAGGGACUGCAUUGGUGCCUGAGUCUUGGGAGGGCGCACUGGUGUCCAAAUGCCACGAUCCCGAGGUCCGGACGCCUGAGAUCCCGACGGAGAUUCACUAGGACUCUGGCUUACCACACACGCCACAUUCUUUCUGUGUCUUCCUCUAGGUCUCCCCUCUACCCUCCACGACCCCACCUCCACGCCGGAUGAAAUUUAGCAACAAGGAAGAAAUUUAGCGGUUCAGGUGGGUCAAUGGACUGACACUAAGCCAAAAGGCCAUCCUUUAGGUUUCUGGGCCAGCAAGAUGCUGGAGCGAGAUGCGGAGUCCGGGUCUGAGGCCACAGAUCCUAGUCUUGAAGACAAGGAACCAGUGACCAAAGAAGCUCCUCACCAGGGUUCGUCCAAGAAGUCCUACCAGUCGGCUCCAGGGCCUGCUGCAUCCACAGGGGCACCAUCUCGACCCCGCCGGCGACCCCCACCCCAACGCCCACACCGAUGCCCUGACUGUGACAAGGCUUUCUCUUACCCGUCCAAGCUGGCCACGCACCGAUUGGCACACGGUGGUGCCCGCCCCCAUCCAUGCCCUGACUGCCCCAAAGCCUUCUCCUACCCUUCCAAGCUGGCAGCCCACCGCCUCACACACAGUGGCGCCCGCCCGCACCCGUGCCCCCACUGCCCAAAGGCCUUUGGCCACCGUUCCAAGCUGGCAGCCCACCUCUGGACCCACGCACCUGCCCGCCCCUACCCAUGCCCAGACUGUUCCAAGUCCUUCUGCUACCCCUCCAAACUGGCUGCCCACCGACACACGCAUCAUGCCACGGAUGCCCGCCCCUAUCCUUGCCCACACUGCCCCAAGGCUUUUUCAUUCCCUUCCAAAUUGGCUGCCCAUCGACUAUGUCACGACCCCCCCACUGCACCGGGCAGCCAGGCCACAGCCCGGCAUCACUGCUCCAGCUGCGGCCAGGCCUUUGGCCAGAGACGCCUCCUGCUCCUUCACCAACGCAGCCGCCACCACCAGGCUGAGAGUCAGGGGGAGCGGGAGUGAGCCCUCUCCUUGGCUCACUGGCCCCCUCUGCCACCAGCUCCAGUAAAUAGAGGUGGCAUUUCUAAACAAGGCUCUAUGGAUUUGCCUCUUCUAGCUGGCAGGGAGGUUGGCCCCCAUACUAGGUUCUAACUUAAAAGAUGGAGGAACUCUUUGCUCACCCAUUUUGGGGAAGGGAAUGUGCCACACCAGGGACCUGGAGCUGUGGUGUGAAAGGAUUGGCUCUGAUUUUUCCCUGACUACUCACUUGGCAAAUGUAAAAAGUCUGCUAGCAUCGUGGGUUGGUGAGAAGUGUGGGGAAACAGGCUCUCUCCAUAUUGUUGUAAGUUAAAUUGGUGCCUCCAGUUUGGCCAUUUGACUGUAUCUAUAAAAUACUUAAAUGCACUUUUGUUCGUGUCAACUAUUCCACUUCUAGGAAUUUAUCCUAAAAAUAAACUCAACACGUGAGCAAGGCAUAAGGACAAGGAUGUUCAGUGCAGCGUGAUGGUUGUGCCAAAAGAUGGGAAACAACCAAAGUGUUCAUCAAUUGGAGACCAGCUAAUUAAUUACAAUACAGCCAUAGAAUAGAAGAUGUAACUGUAGGGGGAAAAAGUCAGCUCUAUAUGUACCAAUGUGGAAAGAUUCCCAAGAUAUUAUACAUGAGAAAAGCAAGAACAAGAGGUAUACUAUUGAUAGGAUAAGAAAUUUUAAAGCCCUAGCUUUGGAGCCAACCCUGACCCACUACAUAUUAGCCAAGGGGCCUUGGACAAAAUUUCGUCACUUCUCUAGACUCAGAUGCCUUAUCUGUAAAGUGGGAGUGUUAUAAGGCCCUUGUAAGGGUGCAAGCAGCAGCAUCUUGGGCAGAGUCAGUUCCCUUCUUGGAGCUAGUCUCUCCCACUAUAAAAUCAAAUGAUCAAGCUAACAUUGAUUGGACUGCUCUUCAUUCUACACACUAAGCACCUACUGUGUGCUAGGACCCUCACAGGGUACUAGGAACACAGCAGUAAACAAGACAGACCUGGUCUAGUGAGAGAAGUGGGCACUAAUCAAGUAGUGGCAAUAAAAGUAAAGGAGCUAAGUCCACUUUGAAUAACAAGUAGGGGAGCCUUGGUCCUGACAUGUGACAACCCCCACCUGUAGAUCAGGGGUGGGCAAACUUUUUCUGUAAAGGGCCAGAUAGUAUAUAUUUUUAGGUUUUGCAGGCCAUACAGUGUCUGCCACAACUACCCAACUUUGUUGUUGUAGCACAAAAGCAGCCACACACAUUAUGAUACAUGAAUGAAUUUGUGGCUGGGUUUCAAUAAAACUUUAUUUACAAAAACAGCGAGUGGGCUGGAUUUUGCCUAUGGACUGCAGUUUGCCAACCCCUGCUAUAGAUGAGUAGGGAAAGGACAGGCUAAUCUGUGGGUGAGCUGAGGUGAAAAAAAAUGAAAUGAGAGGGACCCUGUGGUAGGCAGAAUAAUGGUCCCCCCAAAUUGUCCUCAUCCUAAUCCCCAGCACCUGUAUAUUAGCUUACACCUGGCGCAAUGGACUUUGCAGAUAUGAUUAAGGAUUUUGAGAUGGGAAUAUUAUCCUGAUUAUUCCAGUGGGCCCAAUGUAAUCACAAGGGUUCUUAUAUGGGAAAGAGGGAAACAGAAGAGUCAGAGAAGGAGAUGUGACAAUGGAAGCAGAGAUUGGAGUGAUGUGGGAUCACGAGUCAAGGAACUUGGCAGCCUCUAGAGGCUAAAAAAGUCAAGAAAAUGAUUCUCCCUUUGAGCCUCUAGAAGGAACCUAGGCCUGCCGCCACCAUUUUGGCCUAGAGACUGAUUUUGGACUGCUGACCUCCAGAACUACAAGAAAAUAAAUGUGUAUUGUUUAAAGUCA